This is a messenger RNA of Camellia sinensis, 939 nucleotides long. RefSeq names its product dehydration-responsive element-binding protein 3. The record is from RefSeq and is a predicted model, not a curated record. NCBI's taxonomy places the organism in Eukaryota, Viridiplantae, Streptophyta, Magnoliopsida, Ericales, Theaceae. Gene Ontology annotation, molecular function: DNA-binding transcription factor activity; DNA binding. Gene Ontology annotation, biological process: regulation of DNA-templated transcription.
CUCUCUCUCUCUCUCUCUCACACUAUAUAUAUAUAUAUAUAUACAGUCUCAACCUUCCUUUCUCAUCAACUUCUCCUCAUAUUAGUUCAAAAAAAAAACUUCUCAUAUUUAAUCACUACACAUUCCCCUCAUUGCUUCUCUCUCUCUAGGGAGUGAGUGAGACCAGUAAACAAUGAUGAGCGACGCACCAAACUCAGAGACCGAGUCCACUAGCAACUCAUUCUCACCUCCUCCAUCAUCACCAUCAUCCUCCACCUGCCUAAACCCGACAACACCGGACCCAAACCCGAAGAACCGGCCCAAGAGGAACAGGGACAGCAACAACAACAACAAACACCCGGUUUACAGAGGGGUCCGAAUGAGAGCUUGGGGCAAAUGGGUAUCCGAAAUCCGAGAACCCAGAAAGAAGUCCCGGAUCUGGCUCGGAACCUUCUCGAACCCGGAAAUGGCGGCCCGAGCACACGACGUCGCCGCCCUUUCCGUCAAGGGAAAGUCGGCCAUCCUCAACUUCCCCGAACUCGCCCCUUUCCUGCCCCGACCCGACACGUGCUCCCCACGUGACGUCCAAGCCGCCGCCGCCAAAGCCGCGUCGAUGGACCACCUUGGCGUUCCGACGACGACGUCGUCUUCGUCUUCAUCGGAGGAAACGGAGGAGCUGACUGAGAUAGUGGAGUUGCCGAGUUUGGGAACGAGUUACGAGUCGGCGGCUGAGUCGAGGGGUGAGUUGGUGUACGUGGACUCGGUGGUGGAUGUGGAGGAAUGGUGGUGGUUGGACGAAGAUCAUGGGUGUUUCGCCGCCGAGAGUAGUGUUAUUUCCGGUGGUUUCGAGACCUUUUUGUGGCAACAUUAAUUAAUUAAUAUAUAACAUAUUUUGUUGUCCAGAAAUGGUGUGCAAAUUUUUAUUUAUUUAUUUAUUUUUGUUAAUCACUUUCAUCACAA